GCCUAUUCAUCUGUCCUCGAAUUGUACAAUUCUCCUUAUUGCACUUCCCGUAGAGAAGUAUACGCAGCGCGCGGACCCCAAAUGACAUCAGCCCGCUUCCCCCACCCAAUGGCCUCUCCCACUCAAAUCCAUCGAAAUAAACUCCCCGCUUCAUCUCUUCCUACCCAACCCCUACAAACACACCUAUUUCUCUCAACACCACAAUCUUUCGAAUCUAACACGACUCCGCCCACCAUGUCCUGGUUCCAAAAGAACUUCACCCUCCCCUCCCGCAGCCGCGGCUCCUACCUCAUCACCGACACCGUUCUCGCCGAGCUCCCCGAGAUCCGCGACUACAAGGUCGGCAUGUUGAACCUCUUCGUGCAGCACACGAGUUGUGCGCUGUCGCUCAAUGAAAAUUGGGAUGAUGAUGUCCGGGCCGAUAUGAGCGAUGCGCUGGAUCGUAUUGCGCCGUACGAUCGGAAGGGAAAUUUGUAUCGUCAUUCUGCGGAGGGAGAGGAUGAUAUGCCGGCUCAUAUCAAGUCUGCGCUCAUCGGUGCUUCGGUGAAUAUUCCCAUUUCCAAUGGUCGUCUGGCGACCGGGACCUGGCAGGGUAUCUGGUACCUCGAGUUCCGUACCAGUCGGCACACGCGCAAGGUGGUUGCGACCAUCCAGGGUGAGAAGGCGUGACUCGGUGAUGGAGCAAACGAGCAUUUAUAACGGGGGGGAGGGGCCUGGGUUGAAGGUACAUUUCAUUUCUUGUUUACGGAUAUAAAACGGCCAAUUGGUUUUAUAUAUGGCGGCGCUGGUAAGAACACAGCAAACCCGUAUCAUUGCCAACUACACUGGCAGCACCACGGCGGACUUUGACUCGGGGAGACGGUUCAGGUAGAUAGUUAGAGCCUCUUCCACAAUCUCGGAACACGACGACUUAAAACACUUCACUUCGCCACGCAGCGGACGAACGGCAGAUCCAUUGAUCGAUAUUUCUGUACACGGCCUCGGGCCCAAAAAACCAAUAUAAAAUACGCAAGGGAAGAAACAACGCCGACAUAAGGAAUCUGAUGCUAGUCGUCUACCGCUGCUCGAGGCUACCCUCCGUGACGCGCUGGCUCUCGUUCACCUCGGCGGGGUCGUUGGUAGGCUCAAGGGGAUAGCUGGUAGCGGGGAGGGACUCGAGGUAGGUGCGGUGUUGCUCGUGAGCCUGUAGAUAUA
This is a messenger RNA of Penicillium brasilianum, 1194 nucleotides long. NCBI's taxonomy places the organism in Eukaryota, Fungi, Ascomycota, Eurotiomycetes, Eurotiales, Aspergillaceae. The record is from the annotation of a GenBank genome assembly.